UCACCCUCUGAGUCUUGACUUUCAUGAAAACACAAUCACUUCUGCACUUGGACCAACUGCCCUGAGUCCGACGGAGACCGGACCGAACCGAACCAGAGCCGACCUCCAGAACCAACCCGAGGAGCAGCCCGUGUGGAGCCUCAGAGAGCGGCUGGAUGGACCCCAGUAAGAGCCCCAGUGCCCCUCCGCCGGACUGGAGCGGAGGGAAGGCGAACGUGGGCCCCGCGCCCCCCCCGCCCUACGAGGAUGUUCCCCAGAUGGGAUACGGACAGCCCGGAGCCGGGUACCCGGUCCAGGGUCAUGGAGCUGCCCCUCAGUACAGUGGAUACGGGCAGCCGUACCCGGGUCAGCCGUACCCCAGUCAGUUGUACCCAGGUCAGUCGGAGCUGGGUCAGCCAUACCCAGGUCAGCCGUACCCCGGUCAGCCAUACCCAGGUCAGCUGUAUGCUGGUCAGCCGGUUGCCGUCAGCGUCCAGCCCACGGUCUACGUUCCUCAGGGCCCCCUGGAGAACCCAGUCAACGACUACCUGUGCUACUCCAUCUUCACCAUGGUGUGCUGCUCCUGCUGCCUGCCCCUGGGGAUUGCUGCCCUCAUCUACUCCAUCACAGCCCGGGAGGCGAACCACGUCGGGGACCGGAUGGCAGCCGAGCGCAGCAGCCGGACAGCGAGGACGUUGAACCAUGUGGCUCUGGGCAUCGGCAUUGGGGUGAUGGUCCUGUCCAUCGUCUACAUCCUAGUGCUCGUCCUCGUCAAUUAGAUCUGUCUCUUCCUGAACGUCUCCUUUCCCGUUCUGUAGCCGGGGAUCCGAACGCAUCGGGGGCUUUUUCUACGAAGCAGGGGUCAGGGGUGGUGGGUGUGUCACCACGGUAACCAAACCACAUGUAGUUCUGGUGUCACCGGAUCGGAGUCAUGUGACUGUUGUAUCUGUUUUUCCCGUUGUGUGAGUUGGUAUUAACUGGUUUAGUCGAAGUCCAAUCAAAACCCAGAUGAGUCUGAAUUAAUCUGAACCGGGUUUUCUAAUUCACUUUAAAAACAUGUGACUGACGGUUCAGUCGGAUCCAUUUGUGCCUUAAUGACCUAGUCCACUGCUGUAAUUGGUCAGAUGGUGCCAGCCCUGCCCCUUUUAUCCAGAUUCAGACACACCUGUUCCACCUUGAGGAUCCGGACCACAGUCUGGAGUUUGGUCCUGUUCAUCAGGUCCUUUUCAGAACCUGCUUCGUGGUUCAGGCUCCAGGUCCGGAUGGGUCCAUGAAACGGGUCAGAACAUGGAGACGUUUCUGGGCUGAAGCUCCAGCGCAGAUGUUGCAUCUGCGUGUUGUCAUGGAGACUCUUGUUCUUCUUCUCUGUGUUUCUUCCUCUAUGUCCUUGUGCCUUCAACCCACUAGUGUCUGUGGACCUGAACACGGCUCAGGUCUAUGUGUUGAUGUUCUACGUUCAGACCCCACAGUGUCUGGGCAGGUGGGAAACUGGUCCAGGUUCUGUUCUGUUACGCCUUCAGGGUCUGGUCUGAGCGUUCACCAUCAAGUCAUUCCAUAGAAAACAUGGAGAACCAUGUGAUUGGACGAGAUAGAGGGGGGCGUGUUCGUCUGCUCUUUCAAAGCAAAAGCUGAAAAUUAUAUUGUAUCAGAUUUCAAAUAAAUAAAGGUUUUUUUUUGUUGAA
This is a messenger RNA of Sphaeramia orbicularis (orbiculate cardinalfish), 1661 nucleotides long. Its product is annotated as cysteine-rich and transmembrane domain-containing protein 1-like. The record is from RefSeq and is a predicted model, not a curated record. Gene Ontology annotation, cellular component: membrane. NCBI's taxonomy places the organism in Eukaryota, Metazoa, Chordata, Actinopteri, Kurtiformes, Apogonidae. The transcript has 3 exons. The coding region runs from base 156 to 758 and encodes 200 amino acids.